Molecule: messenger RNA, 1987 nt
Organism: Stylophora pistillata
Lineage: Eukaryota; Metazoa; Cnidaria; Anthozoa; Scleractinia; Pocilloporidae
Source: RefSeq, a predicted model, not a curated record
CACAAAUUCGCUGGAGGAGACAGUUUGAAUUUUGCAGUUUAGAACAGAAUGUACAAUGGCCACCGUAAUCAAACGAUUUUUUAGCUCAAUGAAAGCAAACCGCGCUUAAGAGAAACCGAUGUAACGGGCUCGUAACAUGAGACGCAUCUUAAUCAUCUCGUCCCUAAAUAACUUUUUCGGUUUAAAGUUCCAAUCUAUUUUCCAGUGGGAUAGCAACGGAUUUCUUUUAAUCAACCAAUUUACAGCACUGCGCAAGUCAAUCAAACCUGUUCAUGAUGACAUCACUAUUGUGUAUCUUCGUGUUUUCUGUGACCUUACAAGUCAGCAGUGGUGGUCGUAUGGGACCCAAGACUCCUCAGCCUGGUGAUUUCAGACAGUGCCGUCUGAGCGACAAGCUGAAAGAGCAAUUCGUUGAUUUUCACAAUGAGUUCCGAAGUCAGGUAAAGCCAAGCGCAGCAGACAUGGAGUACUUGGUGUGGAACGAUGACCUUGGUAACCUGGCUCAAAUGUGGUCGGAUAAAUGCGAGUGGAUGCAUGGCUUUACAAGGUUUGGGGCGUGGCAUCCGAACCAAAAUUUUCGAAGCAAGUCUGUAGGUCAAAAUUUGGCCCGUGAGUGGGGCAAGUGGAUUGAAAGUAAAGAUGCUGGCCCGGAGGAUUCAGUGCGCCGAUGGUUUAUUGAAAAAAAUUACUACAGGUUUUCAAAGUUUGCUUAUCCGAUGCCUUCUUGGAUGUGCCGUAAAAAACCAUGUGGGCAUUAUACACAGGUUGUGUGGGCAAAGAGCAAACAGGUUGGAUGUGCCUUUAAAUGGUGUGACAAGCAUUUUGGUCAGCCCCACCCUUGGGUUCCUGGAGAGACAGUUGUAACUUGUGAUUACUAUCCAAGCGGUAACGUGGUAGGACAGCAACCCUACACGCCCGGAGUUCCAUGUACAAAGUGCGCCAGUGGUCAGGGUUGGUGCUACAAGAACCUUUGCAGAGAAUGCAAGAAUUUUUAGCCCAAAAUGUGGAACGACCUACUCGAAAGGCAUGUGCCUCACAAACAGAGACUUGAUGGAAAAACAUUGCCCUAAGCUGUGCAACCUUUGCAGAUGUCCUUUGCAGUGCAAAAAUGGAGGACAGGUUGACCGUAACACUUGCACUUGUACGUGCUAUGGCAAAUGGAAAGGCUCCGAUUGCUCUGCGCAACUUUCCAUGCGAUUGGAGAGCGUGUGGAGGAUAGCUCGCGUCUAUUGAUCGUUGAUGGUACAAAGAAAAAGGCAGAAAAUGGCGAUUGACGUUGAUUCAUCGAAAAAAGUAAACUCAUCAUAUGCAUGGAAAAUUUCUGGUGCGAUGCCCCAUUACAAAAGGCGCAAUCAACUAACGAAAGUCGAGGAUUUGGGAUCCAGGCUCACUAAGAUGCCUCAGGAAAAUACAACUUACGGUUUCUCGUUCAUUUUUCUUUCCUGCACGUAGCUUGUCAUGCACCGUUCAAACUUCAUUCCUUCAUUUCAAGUGGUUCUUUAGUUUUGUAACUUUUACGUUUUAGCAAGUCUCAAAAUAGACUAUGGUGGAUAAAGGGAGUUAAAAAGGCAGAAAAACGCCGCUUUUGAUAUGAAAGACUAACACUCGCACUUAUUUUCUCCAGAGAGGAUCUGCGAUGAAGGGUGGUACGGAGAGAAAUGUGAAAAGCGGUGCUUCGACAAAGUGGGAACAUCCACAUGCCAGUGGCGAGUCAAAAACGGCCAUCCAUGUUCAGUAACGUAUAUGAAGCUCGACUGCGUCAAGACUUGUGUUUGUGAUCUCAUGCCAAAACCAAAACCAAACCCACCACCGAAACCACCGACAAAAGUCCCACUGACCGUCAGACCAACCCAACCCAACCCGGGAUCCGGCGAAGACUGUGAAGAUAGACACUCGGCCCCUAACCAGUGCGAGUUUUGGGCGAUACUCGGAGAAUGCCAGAAGAAUAAAGACUGGAUGAGACAGAAAUGUAUGAAGAGCUGCGGAG